Pongo pygmaeus (Bornean orangutan) is the source of this 2463-nucleotide messenger RNA. It is a transcript of the gene B4GALT7, whose product is annotated as beta-1,4-galactosyltransferase 7. Bases 830 to 1813 code for a protein of 327 amino acids. Gene Ontology annotation, molecular function: xylosylprotein 4-beta-galactosyltransferase activity. Gene Ontology annotation, cellular component: Golgi apparatus. Gene Ontology annotation, biological process: proteoglycan biosynthetic process; carbohydrate metabolic process. The record is from RefSeq and is a predicted model, not a curated record. NCBI's taxonomy places the organism in Eukaryota, Metazoa, Chordata, Mammalia, Primates, Hominidae. The transcript has 6 exons.
AGUCUCGCUCUGUCGCCCAGGCUGGAGUGCAGUGGCGCGAUCUCGACUCACUGCAAGCUCCACUUCCCGGGUUCACGCCAUUCUCCUGCCUCAGCCUCCCGAGUAGCUGGGACUACGGGCACCCGCCACCAUGACCGGCUAAUUUUUUGUAUUUUUAGUAGAGACGGGGUUUCACCGUGUUAGCCAGGAUGGUCUCGAUAUCCUGACCUCGUGAUCUGCCCGCCUCGGCCUCCCAAAGUGCUGGGAUUACAGGCGUGAGCCACCGCGCCUGGCCGGCAGAGUCGGGUUUCAAAUUCAGUCAACUUGUCUUCAGAGCUCGGCUCCUAACGCCUGCGCGGGCUGUCAGCUGAACUCAGCGCCGAGCCGUGAGCUUGGCUUUGCCCCUCCAAGCUUGCGCGGAGAACGCGCCGCCUGGGCCGAGACGGGGACCCCGGGACGCUCCCGCCUCCCCUCGGGAAGAGGACGGAGAUGCAGAUUCUCCCCGAUCGCUGGUUUGGGAGUCUGGACUCUUAGGUCCAGUCCCAGCCCAGUGAUUUGUUGGGAGGCCCUGGGCCUCUGGGCUUCAGUUUCUCCGGCUGUCAGGCGGGUCCCGGGGCGGCUAGGAAGGAGCGGCCCAGAGAGGGAGGCGCGCCCGCGCUGCUCGCAAGCAGAACCCUGGAGGCGGCGGCUCCGGGAGCUGGCGGCGCGGCCGGAGCGGCGGACCGGGCGGACCGGGGGGCGGGGCGGACAGGCCUGGGCGGAGCGGGAGGCGGAGGCGCCGCGUAGGCCCGGGAGGCCGGGCCGGCCGGGCUGCGAGCGCCUGCCCCAUGCGCCGCCGCCUCUCCGCACGAUGUUCCCCUCGCGGAGGAAAGCGGUGCAGCUGCCCUGGGAGGACGGCAGGUCCAGGUUGCUCUCCGGCGGCCUCCCUCGGAAAUGUUCCGUCUUCCACCUCUUCGUGGCCUGUCUCUCACUGGGCUGCUUCUCCCUACUCUGGCUGCAGCUCAGCUGCUCUGGUGACGUGGCCCGGGCAGUUGGGGGACAAGGGCAGGAGACCUCGGGCCCUCCCCAGGCCUGCCCCCCAGAGCCGCCCCCUGAGCACUGGGAAGAAGAUGCAUCCUGGGGCCCCCACCGCCUGGCAGUGCUGGUGCCCUUCCGCGAACGCUUCGAGGAGCUCCUGGUCUUUGUGCCCCACAUGCACCGCUUCCUGAGCAGGAAGAAGAUCCAGCACCACAUCUACGUGCUUAACCAGGUGGACCACUUCAGGUUCAACCGGGCAGCGCUCAUCAACGUGGGCUUCCUGGAGAGCAGCAACAGCACGGACUACAUUGCCAUGCACGACGUUGACCUGCUCCCUCUCAACGAGGAGCUGGACUAUGGCUUUCCUGAGGCUGGGCCCUUCCACGUGGCCUCCCCGGAGCUCCACCCUCUCUACCACUACAAGACCUAUGUCGGCGGCAUCCUGCUGCUCUCCAAGCAGCACUACCAGCUGUGCAAUGGGAUGUCCAACCGCUUCUGGGGCUGGGGCCGCGAGGACGACGAGUUCUACCGUCGCAUUAAAGGAGCUGGGCUCCAGCUUUUCCGCCCCUCGGGAAUCACAACUGGGUAUAAGACGUUUCGCCACCUGCAUGACCCAGCCUGGCGGAAGAGGGACCAGAAGCGCAUCGCGGCUCAAAAACAGGAGCAGUUCAAGGUGGACAGGGAGGGAGGCCUGAACACUGUGAAGUACCAUGUGGCUUCCCGCACUGCCCUGUCUGUGGGCGGGGCCCCCUGCACUGUCCUCAACAUCAUGUUGGACUGUGACAAGACCGCCACACCCUGGUGCACAUUCAGCUGAGUUGGAUGGACAGUGAGGAAGCCUGUACCGACAGUCCACAUGGCUCAGGCUCAGGACAAGGCCUCAGGUCGCGUGCCCAGCUCUGACAGGAUGUGGAGUGGCCAGGACCAAGACAGCAAGCUACGCAAUUGCAGCCACCCGGCCUCCAAGGCAGGCUUGGGCUGGGCCAGGACACGUGGGGUGCCUGGGACGCUGCUUGCCAUGCACAGUGAUCAGAGAGAGGCUGGAGUGUGUCCUGGCCGGGACCCCCCCUGCCUUCCUGCUCACCCUACUCUGACCUCCUUCACGUGCCAAGGCCUAUGGGCAGUGGGGAGGGCUGAACAGGACCACCUCUCAUCAACCCCACUUUUGUUCCUUCCUGCUGGGCUGCCUCGUGCAGAGACACAGCGUAGGGGCCAUGCAGCUGGCGUAGGUGGCAGUUGGGCCUGGGAGGGUUAGAACUUCAGAAACCAGAGCACAAGCCCCACAGAGGGAAACAGCCAGCACCGCUCUAGCUGGUUGUUGCCGUGCCGGAAUGUGGGCCUAGUGUUGCCAGAUCUUCUGAGUUUUCGAAAGAAACUAGAAUGCUGGAUUCUUAAGUGAUAUCUUCUGAUUUUUUAAAUGAUAGCACCUAAAUGAAACAUUCAAAAAGUAUGGCAGGCCAGACAAAA